GGGAGAAAACUAUACAGCAAUAAAACCAAAGUAAUAAAAUAUACGUACUACAUUAGCCCAAUUCAGAAAUGGAUAAGCUUGAUCAUUAUUCCAUCUUGGGCAUCUCGCGAUCUGCAAACAAGGAUAUGAUUCGCCAGGCAUACAAGGUGAAGGCACUUGAGUUGCAUCCGGACAAGAAUCCCGACGGUGAAGAUAUUUUCAAACUAGUCUCGAAUGCAUAUCAAAUAUUAACCGAUCCCUCUAAGCGAUCGGCUUAUGACAGCGAAUUGUUGCGCCGUGAGUAUCGUUCAGGUAUGUCAACGCGUCCGCCCUUCAGUAAACCUUCGAGAUCUCCCGGUGCAGCGAGCAGUAGUUCACCUCACAAUGCAGGAUCUCCUCGCAAGCCCCGUUUUCCUACAGAAGAGGAGCUAUUUAAGGAUAUUUAUGAACAGUACAAGAAAAGUGCGUAUACUGCUCGUGGCAAUGCGCGUGGCUGUGGCUUUCACACUUCUGGUAUGUCGGCAGAGGGGUCAUUCGCGGAGUGGUUUAAGAAAAAGCAAGAGGAGCUUCGAUGUGCGGAAGAAAUCACUAAGGCGAAAGCAGAAUACGCCAAGAACUUAGAGCGCGAAGAGCAAAAGCGUGCGGAAGAAUGGCGUGAGAUGCAGCGGCAGCGUGAAAAAGAGCGCGAGGAAGAGCUGGCACAUGCUCGUGCGAAAAGAGUUGCUGAAGAGGAAGCGUUGCGUCGGGCUAAGGCUGAUGAACUGAACUCAUUGAGAGCAGCGGCCCAUCAACAGAAAAUGGAAGAGUUUGCGAGGGUUCAGAAAGCACAACAAGUGGAGAUGGAGCGCCACUUGCGUGAGCUUGCCGAGCAGAAGCAACAACUUGAAGAAGAGCGUCGCAAAAUGGCGGACGAACGAGAGAGGGCGGCCCAAGUGGUCGAAAAUCAUCGCAGCAAUCGUUUUGUUCUCCAAAAGCAACGUGAGGAGGCGCUUCUGCGGGCUGUGCGCGAGGCAGAUGAAAAGCUGCGAGAGGCUCGAGAGCAAAAGACUUAUCAUGAAGCGCAGCAAAAACUUAAGGAGUUAGAGCGGUUGAAUGAAGAAAAGUUGCGGCGAGAAGAGGAGGAAAGGCAACGGGAGGAGUAUGAGAAAGAGGAAGCCAUGCGCAAGAAGUUUGAAGAGCAAGACGAUUUAGCUCGUCGCCGUGCUUCAAAUGAUCUUAAUGAGCAGCGUAAGCGUGUGAUCGGCCUUAUGAUGGAGGAGAGGAGACACCAAAUGGAGGAUGUCGCUGCGAUGCGUCGCGAGACGGAUCGGAUUGAGGCGGAGAUGCGCGCCAAGUUGGAUGCGUUGAGAGAAGCCAAAAAGGCUGGUCAACCUAUAAAUUUAGAUGAAUGGAAGUUGUAAUGCCUGGAUAGAGAAUGCAAGGCUACUUUAUGGGUUUGAACCUCUAGAUUCCUUGCUUACAGUUGUGUCAGUCGCUCCUGGUCAAAGUUAUUUAUUGAUUUGUAUCUUAACCGACAAUGUAAAUUUUUACCUUUUCACCCGUUAAGAACCAGAUUAUCCAUUUGGUUUAAACAAAUAUUUUUUAUUGCUUGAUAUAUUCACAAAUAUGAAACUGUGUAUGAUAAACUAAAA
Molecule: messenger RNA, 1610 nt
Organism: Phytomonas sp. EM1
Lineage: Eukaryota; Euglenozoa; Kinetoplastea; Trypanosomatida; Trypanosomatidae
Source: the annotation of a GenBank genome assembly